This is a messenger RNA of Ostreobium quekettii, 321 nucleotides long. NCBI's taxonomy places the organism in Eukaryota, Viridiplantae, Chlorophyta, Ulvophyceae, Bryopsidales, Ostreobiaceae. The record is from the annotation of a GenBank genome assembly.
AUGACACGGGAUCCGAAAUGGCGUGACACCAUUAAACUAAAAUUCAAAGCAGGAGAAUUGGUUGACCUCAUUAAUUACAGGGUGAUGUUUCGCAUCGUGAGCCACGCCAGCCGUGGGGCCACAAUGUGCCAGACCAUGGGGCGCGGAGUGCUCGCUUUCGAUCAAAUUGCCAAGCACAGGUCGACAACCUUCACAUUUUCUGUGGACCUGGAGUACAACGGGCUUCCAGCAGGCACAUUGUCUGGCGACGCCAAGGUGAAGGAGAAAAUGAGGAAAUCCAGGCGCAGGGCCCACCGCAGCUCGGGGGUAUUGGAGUAUUGA